Molecule: messenger RNA, 5012 nt
Organism: Syngnathoides biaculeatus (alligator pipefish)
Lineage: Eukaryota; Metazoa; Chordata; Actinopteri; Syngnathiformes; Syngnathidae
Product: vinculin
Exons: 21
Coding region: 205-3408 (1067 amino acids)
Biological process (GO): cell adhesion
Cellular component (GO): actin cytoskeleton
Molecular function (GO): structural molecule activity; actin filament binding
Source: RefSeq, a predicted model, not a curated record
GUCACGCUGAGUCGAGAGAGUCGAGGGAGGUUGAUGGUUCCGACGCCGACCGUCCGAGUUUGCGGGAGCGGAAAAAAAGUCACUCAGGAAGCGGGCGUCUGACUAGGAGAAGCGGCCUUCUCCGGUGCUUGGAACUCUGACUUUCCACCCGUUUUUGUUUUUUUGUUUGUUUUUUUUAUUUCCUCCAAAUACUUUUUUGUCACCAUGCCGGUGUUUCACACGAAGACGAUCGAAAGUAUCCUCGAGCCGGUGGCUCAGCAGAUCUCCCAUCUGGUGAUCAUGCACGAGGAGGGCGAGGUGGACGGCAAGGCGAUCCCGGACUUGACGGCGCCGGUGGCGGCCGUGCAGGCGGCGGUGAGCAACCUGGUCCGGGUGGGGAAGGAGACUGUGCAAACCACCGACGACCAGAUCAUGAAAAGGGACAUGCCGCCGGCGUUUAUCAAAGUUGAGAAUGCUUGCACUAAGCUGGUCAAGGCCGCCUCCAUGCUAAAAGCCGACCCGUACUCCGUUCCCGCCCGGGACUACCUCAUCGACGGCUCACGGGGGAUCCUCUCCGGGACCUCGGACCUGCUCCUCACCUUUGACGAGGCCGAGGUCCGCAAAAUAAUCCGGGUGUGCAAAGGGAUUCUGGAGUACCUGACCGUGGCGGAAGUGGUGGAGUCCAUGGCAGACCUGAUCACGUACACGAAGAACCUAGGACCAGGAAUGACCAAAAUGGCCAAGAUGAUCGACGAGCGGCAGCAGGAACUGACUCACCAGGAGCAUCGCGUCAUGCUCGUCAACUCCAUGAACACGGUCAAAGAACUGCUGCCCAUUCUCAUCUCAGGUAUCAAAAUCUUCGUGACCACCAAGACGUCGGGCAGCCAGGGCGUGGAGGAGGCCCUGAAGAACCGCAACUUCACCUUCGAGAAGAUGAGCGCCGAGAUCGUGGAGAUCAUCCGAGUGCUGCAGCUCACGUCCUGGGACGAGGACGCCUGGGCCAACAAGGACACGGAGGCCAUGAAACGCGCUCUUGGACUCAUCGACUCCAAGAUGGCUCAGGCUAAGAACUGGCUGCGCGAUCCCAACGCUCCACCAGGUGACGCCGGCGAGCAGGCCGUCCGGCAGAUCCUGGACGAAGCCGGGAAAGUCGGGGAAUUGUGUGCGGGGCGAGAGCGCCGGGAUAUCCUGGCCACCGCGAAGACUCUGGGACAGAUGACGGACCAGGUGUCGGAGAUGCGGGCCAGAGGUCAGGGCGCAUCCCCGGCCGCCAUGCAGAAGGCCCAGCACGUCUCCCAGGGUCUGGACGUCCUGACCGGCAAGGUGGGAAACGCCGCCCGCAAGCUGGAGGCCAUGACCAACUCCAAGCAGGCCAUCGCCAAGAGGAUGGACGCCGCCCAGAACUGGCUGGCCGACCCCAACGGCCCCCCGGAGGGGGAGGACAACAUCGAGGCUCUCCUCGCGGAGGCCAAGAAGAUCGCAGACAUGUGCGAGGACCCCAAGGAACGGGACGACAUCUUGCGCUCCAUCGGGGAGAUCGCCACCAUGACCGCCAAGCUGUCGGAUCUCAGGAGGCAGGGAAAAGGCGACACCCCUGAGGCCAGAGCCUUCUCCAAACAGAUUGCCACAGCCCUGCAGAAUCUGCAGUCCAAGACCAACAAAGCCGUGGCCAACAGCAGGCCCGCCAAGGCCGACGUCCACCUGGAAGGAAAGAUCGAGCAGGCCCAGCGUUGGAUCGACAACCCCACCGUGGAUGACAACGGCGUGGGUCAAGCGGCCAUCCGCGGGCUGGUGGCGGAGGGCCGCAGGCUGGCCAACGCCCUGCCCGGCCCCUACAGGCAGGAGCUGCUGGGCAAAUGCGAGCAGGUGGAGCAGCUCAUGGGCCAGCUGGCCGACCUGGCGGCCCGCGGCGAGGGCGACUCCCCUCAGGCGCGCGCCAUCGCCCACCAGCUCCAGGAGGCCCUGAAGGACCUGAAAGGGAAAAUGCAAUCGGCCAUGACUCAGGAAGUUUCCGACAUCUUCAGCGACACCACCACGCCCAUCAAGCUGCUGGCAGUGGCCGCCACCGCACCGCUGGACACGCCCAACAGGGACGAGGUUUUCGACGAGCGCGCCGCCAACUUCGAGAACCACGCCAACAGACUGGGCGCCACGGCGGAGAAGGCGGCCGCCGUGGGCACGGCCAACAAGAGCACGGUGGAGGGCAUCCAGGCUGCCGUCAAGUCCACCAGGGACUUAACGCCGCAGGUGGUUUCCGCUGCCAGGAUCCUGCUGAGGAACCCCGGCAACCAGGCCGCGUACGAACAUUUUGAGACCAUGAAGAACCAGUGGAUUGACAACGUGGAGAAGAUGACGGGUCUGGUGGACGAGGCCAUCGACACCAAGUCCCUCCUGGACGCGUCGGAGGAAGCCAUCAAGAAGGACUUGGACAAAUGCCGCGUGGCCAUGGACAAGCAGCAGCCGCAGAUGCUGGUCGCCGGCGCCACCAGCAUCGCCCGGCGGGCCAACCGCAUCCUCCUGGUGGCCAAGCGCGAGGUGGAGAACUCGGAGGACCCCAAAUUCCGCGAGGCGGUCAAGGAGGCGUCCGACCAGCUCAGUCAGACCAUCUCGCCAAUGGUCGUGGACGCCAAAGCGGUGGCCGGGAACAUCCGGGAUCCCAAUCUGAGGAAGGGCUUUCUGGACUCGGGCUAUAAGAUUCUCGACGCGGUCGCGAAGGUCAGGGAAGCGUUCCAACCUCAGGAGCCCGACUUCCCGCCGCCGCCGCCUCCCGAUUUGGAACAACUUCACCUUAACGAAGAGCCGGCCCCGCCCAAGCCCCCUCUCCCCGAGGGCGAGGUGCCGCCGCCCAGGCCCCCGCCCCCCGAGGAGAAGGACGAGGAGUUCCCCGAGCAGAAGGCCGGAGACGUGGUCAACGAGCCCAUGAUGGUGGCCGCCAGGCAGCUCCACGACGAGGCCCGCAAGUGGUCCAGCAAGGGUAACGACAUCAUCGGCGCCGCCAAGCGGAUGGCGCUGCUCAUGGCCGAGAUGUCGCGACUGGUGCGCGGCGGCAGCGGGAACAAGCGCGCCCUCAUCCAGUGCGCCAAAGACAUCGCCAAGGCCUCCGACGAAGUCACGCGGCUGGCCAAGGAGGUGGCCAAGCAGUGCACCGACAAGCGCAUCCGGACCAACCUGCUCCAGGUGUGCGAACGCAUUCCCACCAUCAGCACGCAGCUGAAGAUCCUGUCCACCGUCAAGGCCACCAUGUUGGGUCGGACCAACAUCAGCGAAGAGGAGUCGGAACAGGCUACCGAGAUGCUCGUGCACAACGCUCAGAACCUGAUGCAGUCCGUCAAGGAGACGGUGCGGGAGGCCGAGGCGGCGUCCAUCAAAAUCCGCACGGACGCCGGCUUCACCCUGCACUGGGUCCGCAAGACCCCCUGGUACCAGUGAGCGCCGAAGGGUCCGGGAACCCGCCCGCGUGGACACUAAAUGGGCAGGAAAAAGCCUCGCCGGGGCUUCCGUUCUGACUCUGAACGUGUGUACAAAUGUGUUGACAAAUACCGGGAAUAUAUAUUUGGAUUAGAAGCUGCAUUUCUUAUAACAUCGAUUUACAUAUUGACAGUACAUCGUCAUCCUGAUUGUAUCCGAUGAACAAUAUUUUUCAAUUUGCAGAUGUUCAACUUACAAGUGUUGCUUUGCCGCCAUCUAGUGGCAUUGAAGUGCCGGGGGAACUAUGUUGAAGUGAGAACUUCUAAUAGAAAAAAAAAGUUGGGCUUCACUGCCAUUUAGUGGCCUCUAUAGGCAAUCAUAAACUUUUUUUUUUUUUUUUUUUUUUUUUAAAGGGAUGGGGUGUCAAAAAUGGAUUUACAGUUAAACUGACACAAAAUACAAACAUUUUCCAUUUAAACACCAAACUGUUUUAGAUAUAAAGUCUGCUAGCUUAACGCUAACAUAAACUUUGGUUCUUUUUUUUUUUUUUCCCUUCACACCGCAAAUUUCCUCAGCUCAAGACCGUUCUUCAGACGUUUCCGUUGCGGAGAGAUUAAAAUGCCGGCGCUUACGGAACUUGCAAAAACAAUCCCGACCGCCAAUGUGCCUUUGCAACACGCUUUGCGGCGGACACAUUUUUAGAAUGGUUCGUAUCAUUUGCACACGCGCACGCGCGCGCGCAGACAAAUAUAAAGCCACACUUGACCCGCUAUGCAAACGCCGUGCCGAGUGUCCAAAUCACGCAACGUGGUGACGACGGGGCCAUGAUAUCAUUCACGGUUAUUAUUUCUCCCCCCCCCCAUUUUGUAAUAAAGCAUUUUAUAGCACUUAAGAGAUGUUUGCUCAUCUGUUGCCUAUCAAUCUGAAAAUCCACCCAAAAUAUUCAACUACAUGGAUGAAUGCAUGAAUUUAUUUAGUUUGCGAAAAAGAUUUGUUAUACAUGUUCUCGAGGAGAAAAAAUGCUCAUUUUUUAGCGUAAAAUCAAAAAAAAAUUUCUUUUAAGAGUUUUGUUUGCCCCCCAAAAAGUUGUAAUUAUUAGUCACAAAUUUCCACAUUUGUCAGAAGAAAAUAAGAGAGAAAAAAAAUCAAACAUUUCCGUAUUUUCCCCCUCAAAUAGAGGAAUACUAUUUUGGGAAUUGUACUGUAUUUCUAUAUUUUUUUUUCCCAAGUGGGUUUUUUUAGUUAAUGUUUUCUAAAAGUAUUUUUUUAUUUUUCAUGGGAAAAGAAAAAGUAAAUUUAUUUUUUUUUGUGUGAAGAAGGCACGUGUUCAUAUCAGUACUAUUUUAAUGGGGUAUUACGGGAAGGAAAUUGCAUUUAUUUCCAAGUUUUUUUUAAAGUUGUUUUUGCAAUAGAAAAUGUCCAGUUUUACAGAAAAAAAUGUGCAAAAAGAUGAGUAAGUUGUUUUUUUUUCUCAGAUAUUUGAUUCCUGAGAAAACUUUUUUUCCCAGAAAACAAAUCAAGUACCUUUUGAUUUUUUUUUUCUUUUUCCAAGAAAACUGUUGCGUGACACCAAAGAUUUGUGACAAAAUGUUAAAUUUCUUUACAAAAACAAAAACUUCUUGAGG